Molecule: messenger RNA, 1670 nt
Organism: Aplysia californica (California sea hare)
Lineage: Eukaryota; Metazoa; Mollusca; Gastropoda; Aplysiida; Aplysiidae
Product: ATP-dependent RNA helicase vasa
Exons: 8
Coding region: 412-1287 (291 amino acids)
Source: RefSeq, a predicted model, not a curated record
AUUAAGUUCUCUUUGGAAAAAAACGAAGAUCUAGAAUCUAUAUCUACAUGUGUUGCGAAAUAUUAUAAAAACGUCCGUGUUGAGAAAUUUGCAACUGGGGGUUCUAGAUUCUAUCUUAGAUCUAUAUUUAGUAAUUUACCAAUGGAAAUUUCCAGGAAAUUUUUGGAAAUAUAACGUGAAGAGAAAGAGGUUUGUAGGGCCUAGUUCUAGGCCAAAGUAUUUUUUUUACUAUUUACCAACUAGCGGCCAAGAAUCGUUGGUGGAUAUAUAAUUCAUCUAGAUUUGAUUUAGCUUCUAGACUCUAGAUCUAGAUCUAGAUUAGAUAUCUAGAUUCUAGAUUAGAUCUCUAAUCUAAGCCUAAAGUUAAAGAUCUUUGGUUAAAGCCAACCAGUCAGUUUGCCAGUUUUCAAGAUGACGGUAGGCCUAUCGUCGCUCAGGAAAACGGUUCUGUUAUGUUUACUUUUGCUGCUUCUUAUUGAGCUCCUUGAUGUGGAAGCAAGACGGGGUGGUGGUGGUGGUGGUGGUGGAUCCAGAGGUGGUGGGUCCAGAGGUGGUGGGUCCAGAGGUGGUGGAUCCAGAGGCGGAUACAGAGGCUCAUCCAGAGGUUCAAGAGGUUACAGAGGCUCAAGGGGUUACAGAGGCUCAAGAGGCUCCAGAAGUUAUAGAAGCUACCGAAGUGUGAAACUUUCUGGACGUGUUGUCAAAGGUAGCAGCCGCUUCACUUCUGAUACAUGGAGACAUGCUGCCCUAGAUGAUGAAAUUUAUGGAGGCCCCAGCUACAUCAGGAGGUAUCCUGGUCGUAAAGACAUACCCCCUAUCUGUACCAACAAUGUAAAGAAACGAGCUUAUAGCCAAAAAAUGGGAUACUUUAUCUGUCCCAUGGAGAAUCAGACGUCUGACUACAUCUACUGCUGUGGUCCUGAGAAACAGGAGUACUGCUGUAACAAAACAAUGGCUCAGAUAUACUAUGGACGGCUCCACGAUUCUGAUUACGAUUACUAUGACUACGAAGCUGGCAUGGAAGUUCCAUUGGAUGGAUUUGGAGCUGUUUUGUUCUUUGGUUCGAUCUUUGUCAUAUUUGCUAUUUUUUGUGGGAUUUUCAUCCUUGUCUACCUCAGACAUCUGAAGACUAUGUUGAUGACAGGUAUUUGCAAGGGUAGGAGAAAUAACCGUACACCCAGGAGAGAAAGGCAUACUAAGAGAGAACUAAAGAAGGACCCCGAGCCUCUCCUGAGUCCUAUAAGGCCCCCUCGCCCAGGCAAGGAACCCGUGGUCUCAUCUGUCUGAGGAGACUAACUUCAGCGCCCCCAACCCACCUGGACCGCCUGUGGCUCUGAUGUCCUCCCUACCCGCCCUCUAGCUACACUUAAAGCAUUGAUGAGAUGUUGUCUUCGGAAAUUGCCAAAGGAGCCCACUUUUCCAACAUUGAUGGCCCAAUUUUUAGCUCAGUAGCUUGCUUUUGUACUUCAUUUGAUCUGUGCUUACUGAUCGCAGCAUUUUGGAAUUACCAAUUCUUUUUUACUUUUAAAUUUUUUCCUAAGAGUGAUACGAUGUGAAACGUCUAUCGUCAUCAUCUUUCCUCCUCCUUUUUUGUGUAUGUUAUUCUCUUGCAACACCUCUAAUCUCUGGUAUUCAUUUGACCUAAUUGUGUUGCAAGUACUGAAAAACUC